Drosophila miranda is the source of this 3625-nucleotide messenger RNA. Its product is annotated as putative RNA-binding protein Luc7-like 1. The record is from RefSeq and is a predicted model, not a curated record. Gene Ontology annotation, biological process: mRNA splice site recognition. NCBI's taxonomy places the organism in Eukaryota, Metazoa, Arthropoda, Insecta, Diptera, Drosophilidae. The transcript has a single exon. Gene Ontology annotation, cellular component: U2-type prespliceosome; U1 snRNP. Gene Ontology annotation, molecular function: mRNA binding. Bases 117 to 1445 code for a protein of 442 amino acids.
CGUAUAUUUUAUCUGUAAAUCACUAACACAGAAAAAAUUUUCAGGGCUUAGAAUUUGCAUCACGCUCUCCCUUUGAAUUCGCUGUCGAAAGUUUAAUUUAGUCGGGAACAUUUACGAUGAGCGCUCCAAGCAACAAAAUGUCGGCAACAGAUCAGAUGCGGGCUAUGCUGGACCAGUUAAUGGGUACCACCCGUAACGGGGACGAGCGACAGCUGAAGUUUUCGGAUACACGCGUCUGCAAGUCGUUCCUUCUGGACUGCUGCCCCCACGACAUACUGGCAUCCACACGCAUGGAUCUCGGUGAGUGUCCCAAAGUGCAUGAUCUGGCUUUUCGUGCAGAUUACGAGAGUGCGGCCAAGUCGCGAGACUUCUACUACGACAUCGAGGCCAUGGAGCACCUGCAGGCCUUCAUUGCGGACUGCGACCGACGCACAGACUCGGCCAAGCAGCGGCUGAAGGAGACGCAGGAGGAGCUGACCGCUGAGGUGGCCGAGAAGGCCAAUGCCGUCCACGCCCUCGCCGAGGAGAUCGGCAAGAAGCUGGCCAAAGCCGAGGCCCUGGGCGAGGCCGGUGAAGUGGAGGACAGCAUGGAGCUGAUGAAGGAGAUCGACGAGCUGCGCAGCAAGAAGGUCAAGGCCGAGCACGAGUACCGCACCUCGAUGCCCGCCUCUACCUACCAGCAGCAGAAGCUGCGCGUCUGCGAGGUCUGUUCCGCAUACCUGGGGAUCCACGACAACGACAUCCGUCUGGCGGACCACUUUGGUGGUAAGUUGCAUCUCGGCUUCCUCACCAUUCGAGAGAAGCUGAUCGAACUGGAGAAGACCGCUGCCCCGCGCAAGGUCGAGCUGAAGCGCACGGGUAAGAUACCAGAUCGUGACGAGGAGGGCCGAGGCGGCAGAAAUCGCUACUUUGUAGGUGGCCGUGAGCUGGACCGCCGAUCCCGGGUGCAUCGCUCGCGUUCCAGGGAGCGCCAGCGUCAACGGGAAUCGGAGCGCGGCGACCGGGACCGGGAGCGAGGCAACAGCAGCAGCAAUGGGAAGGCCGAAGGCAGCACUGAGCGUUCGUCCAAGGAGGCGCCAGAGGGACCGGACCGUGGCAGCGGCGGCGGUGGGCAGCGCGGUGGACGCGACAAUGAUCGCAUCAAUCGCAACAAUGACGGCCGGGAUCAUCGCGACCGAGAGCGCGAUGGACGACGGGACAGGGAUCGCCAUAUGCGUAACGACAGAGGACGCUUUGGUGGCGGCGGUGGAGGAGGCAGUGGUGGCGGCGAUCGCCGGGAUGACAGACGUCGCUCUCGUUCCAGAGACCGAUCGCCGCGUGGCGAGAGGCGAAACUACAAUCAUUUCGCUGGUAAUCACAACAACAAUCAUAGCAGCAACAACAAUCACCACAACAACAACAACAACAGACGGCGCUCCUACUCCCGCGAGCGCUACCGCCGUUAGGAGAGGCCCCCUGCGCACGUACGUAGAAAUAAUCCGAAUCAGAAACAGAAAAACAGGCACUAUAAUCUGAAACUAAGAGAACACUAAUGAAGCACUCAGAAAUUAAAAAGAAGAAACCCUGGAAUAAUAAAUUAAUAUAGCCGCUCCUUCAGACAGACACUCCGAUGUAGAGAUGAACAUUUGUAAAUUGUUAAUAAUCUCUUAUUUUUUAUCUUACUCUCCCAACCUCUUAAGACCGAAUAAAGCCUAAGCUCUGUUAACCAAACCGAAAAACCCAAUCCAAUCCAAUCCAACAAAAAUUAAAACUAAUCCCGACCAAAAGCGAGACAGAGAGAGAGAGAGAGAGAAAUGGCCUUACCGAAGCAUACAUACAUAUAUGAGAGUGCAUAUGAUAAUGAUUUGAUAGUCCCUCGAUCCUCGUUGAGAGGGGUUUUUUGGUAUGUAGAGACACACCCGAACGUAGAAGAACCCACCACCCAGUCCCCGAACGACAUCACAUCACAGUGUUGCCAAUUUUAGUAUAGAUAUUUGAUAUUGUAGAAUAUACAUACAUAUAUACAUAGAACUAGGAGAGGACCUCCUCAAACUGACAGUACAGUCCUCCGACUGCCUAGCGAGCCAUUUGCUUCAACAGAAUGAUAUAGUACCCGAUAUAGUACUCUAUGAAUAUCGGGCAUGAAGGAGCUAUAUUUAUAUAGCACAUAUAUAUGUAGCUGUGAAGGAGGGACCUUUUUAUACUAGUUGGUAACACUGUACAAACCCAUUCGACUCGUAAUAUACUCGUAAUAUACUCCCAGCUCUUAGCUCUAUUAUCUCUCUUUAUUGAUUCCAACCGAGGCGAAUCGCUGUACGAGCUUUUGGGGUAAGCCUCAACCAUAUAUAAAAACUCUUUCUCUAUCUGUAAUCUUCUCUACUUGAAGUUCCACAAUUUUGCAGCCCACACUCAGCUUUUUUUGGUACGUAUUGAGUAAAUAAAUAUCCAUUUAAACACCAGAAGACGUACGUACGUCCUACUCUAGCAUUAACGUUAGUGUUGUCUUGGCAGAUACUAUAUACUCAUUCGUUCGUUCGUUCGUUCGUACAUGCAUUUGACAUAGAUAAUAUCCAAUCCAGAUAAUCCAAUAUGAUACACGAUAGCUUUGGGUACGUAUCUACUCCGGCCGUUAAGAGAGAGAGAGAGAAAGAGAGAGUUCUGUAUUUCGUUUCGUUUUGUGUUGGGUACGUAUUAACGUUAGAGAAGAAAUGAUAUAUGUACGAUAUGAUAUGGUAAUGAUGAAAUGAUCUAGAGAUCGCAGAUCGCAGUGUGGUACGUAUGUAUACUGUAAUAUAUAUACAAUACUCAACCGUAAGCAGACAGACAGACAGAAGGCUUUUAUAGGGGUUGUCGGAGAUGCAGAUCCCAACGUACGUAUUCCUUCAAUCUACUCUCAUUCUCUGAACCAAAAACCAAAAUACAAAGAAAACCAAAAUGAAAAUAUGUAUUCUUUUUACUAUAAACUCUCGUAGCGGUUUAAAGGAGUUUUUAACAUACAAUAAUCUCGUAUUUCUCAUGCCAAAUGGUGGUGCUCUCUGCUCUGCAAAUGCCACAGAAUCGAUGCAGCCUCUGGGGGCCACACAGAUCAAGUACAUACUUCAUGCCCAUCUGUGAGUAUUCGGGUCGUCAACUAAAAAAAUAAAAUAAAACAAAACAAAACUACUAUAUAACUAUUACAAUAUAGCAAUCAUUAUAAUAAAUAUACAAACCAAUUAUUGUUGGCCUGGGCCUGGGCUUUCUGCUAACGUUUUCGUUCGUUCGUUUCUUUCGACAGCCAAGGAUUGUAGUGGGAUAAUUGUGAAAGAGAGAAAGAGCUUCAAUAUGUAUGUAUAAAAAGAGAUUGUUUGUGUUUGGCCUAGUUUAACAGUGGGUAAGAAUUAUCAAUACCAACAAAUAAAAACUCUAACUCAAUUUUCUAUCUGAUCUGUCUUAUAUGUCUACUACCUAUUAUCCAAUACAAUGGCUAUUAUUAUUUUUUUUAUCUACUCUUAAGUCAACAUACACGAUUACACCACACACACUCUCAAGUUAUCAACACAGAAACACACACAAGCAAACAAACACACACACACACACACGAAAUCUAUAUUAACUUUUAUCUUUAUUGAUGUAAGUGGAUUGUAAUAAAAUUGCACUUGAAUUAUAA